AUGCCCGCAUCGCGUCUACUCGCGCCCCGCGCGCCCUCCGCUCUCGCCGACCUCACGGCAGUGAUGCGGAUUCACGACGCACCUGCCGCAGCUGCAGCCUCCUAUUUAUCUCCAGGCAGCGUGGUGCCUUUUCCGUACGGCUUUGGGGGCGGAAUUGGCGAGCGCGGUGUCAGCAGCUCCUCGCGGUGCGGCUGCCACCAGCAGCGCAGCUGCCGCGCUAGGCGGCACGCUCGACUGCUCGCAGCGCGCACACGUAAAGUAGUCAUCGCGCGAGCCGCCAUUCGCUCUGCUUCCCCGCCUCCCUCUAGUCCUUCCGCUUCCGCUGGCCGCGUUCACGCCACCGUUGCUGCAGGCGCCGCCGCGACCGUGGAGGCGCAAUCUGCGGCCAGCGCGGCUCUUCCAACCGUUGCAAUCCCCACAGUUCUGCCACGUGGCAUCGAGAAAGACAAAGAAGUCGUGUUGCUCGCAGAAAGUGCGGCGAAAGGGGAGGACGGAGCUGCAUCGCGGGGGGUGGUCGCAUCAGCGGUUGGGGAGCGAGCGGAGAGCGCUGGUCGCACGCCUCCCCCACCCCACCCUCGCGCGCUCCUCGCCCCCCUCUUCCCCCCUCUUUCCCCCUCUUUUUCCCCGCCAGUGCAGCGCGACGGCAGCGUCAUCCUGCGCUUCGCCCCUCUGCCCGACCCCCUCGCGCCCACCGCGCACGCCCUCAGCCCUGCCCCCGCAGCACCACGGGCUGAGCGGGACAGCAUUGGGGCGCCCAGGGGGGGCGGGGAGACGCCGCCAGGAGGAGGCGCGGCGGAGGUGCGGGCGGACGCGGGGGUGGUGGCGUUCGUGACGGCGUGCACAAGCGAGUUCAGCCGCGAGGUGCCCGACGCACUCAUUGAGGAGAUCGUGGGGCUGCCGCUCCGCCUCACCCCAGUGGACCACAUGGCAAAGUGGGUGGCCAUCUCAGCGCACCACACUGUCGCCGCAAUCAACCAAGUCAUCGACCUGCCAGCCUCCGCCCUCCACCACGGCUCGCUUCCCUCCCUGCUGCACGUGCUUGGGCUGAGCAAGCCUCUCCUGCCUUCCGCCCCCUCUUCCUCGCCUUCCAGUGCACCUCCUGUGGUGGCCCCAACGGCACCAUUCCAAGGUGGUCGACCCACACCUCCACCACCCGUACCAGUGUCUGCAGCAGCAGCCCUGCCAGCCCAGCAUGCCCCUCCCUCCGCAGCUGCCUCUAUUGCUGUCACCACCAUCACAGGUGUUGUGCUGGCAGGCCUGGUUCAGUUCCUGGCCUCAUUCGCAGGUCUGGUGGGACGUGUGCCGGGCGGCAGCAGUGGUGUGGGUCAGAGCAGGCUGCUGUGGAACCUUCCAGCAGCGACGGUGCUGUUGCUGGUUGCGGCAGUGAAGGUGUGGGCGGCAUGGUGGCAUCAGCACCACAGGCAGCAGGUGGGUGCAGCUGUUUAA
Messenger RNA from Closterium sp. NIES-65, 1446 nucleotides. The record is from the annotation of a GenBank genome assembly. Lineage: Eukaryota; Viridiplantae; Streptophyta; Zygnematophyceae; Desmidiales; Closteriaceae.